AUGGCAAUAAAUCGAAUUGGACUGGAGGAGAGCGAAAGCCAGAACAGAAAAUUAAACCACAGUCUUAAACAGAAGGAAACAAAAGUCGAAGGUUUACAGAAACGGGUAGCGGAAUUGGAGAUCAGUCGGGAUGAUAACAGCCACUCACUGAGCAUGGCUCUGAAGCAGAAGGACACCAAGAUUGGACUCUUAACGCAGAAUAUACAGCAACAGGAGAGCGAGAACAUGGCCUUGGAAGCUAAAUUAGAAGAAGUCACUGCUCAGGCAAAUAAGUUCUCCAGGUUAAUUGAGCAAAGAGAGGAGCAGGUUAAAGGACUGAAAACGAGGCUUGAAGAAGCUGUCCAUCAGAAUAACAAGCUGACUCACGCUGCUGAGCUAAAGGAUGACAAAAUACAAUCACUGGAGAAAAGACUUGGAGCCUCUUCCAAAGAGCAGCUUCGACUAACUGAGAUUGUCGAAUCGUAUGACAAGAGAGCUGAAAAGGAUAGAGCUCAAAAAGGAAAGGGCGGCUCCUCACAGACCAUCAUCUUCAAACCGGCGGACUCUACAAGGUCGGGGCAGAACACUGUAGAGUUAUUGGCCAUCGCGGACAAAAGGAUAGCAGAUCUCAACGAGGAAAUAAGAAUUUUGGAAAAACAGAGCGCCAAGGUGACGGCUCAAAGCGAAGGAAUGUCAUCGAGAAAUGCUCAGCUGGAGAUUGAGAACGAAUCGCUGAGGAAUGACUUACAAAACGCUAGAGCGGAUUAUACCGCUCUGCAGGUGGACAUGAAUGAAUUCAGAGAUUAUUAUCAUCAACUGGACAUCGAAGCUUCAAAGAUGGGACACAGAUGCGAGAUGCUGAGUCAGCUGAAUGCCACCCUAGAGGAGGAAAACAAAGCGCUGGUGGAGCAAGUGAACAAACUCGUGGAACAGAAUCAAGAUCUUCUGGUGAAGUCGUUGGAAGACAAAGAUCAGUUUAUGGACGGCGAGAGAGCGUUCUCAGAUCGUAUCUACGCUCUGCAGCGUCAGAAAGAACGACUCGAGGAACAAGUUGACUUGGCAAACAAAGCGCUGGCAGAAAGCGCGGCCAAACCUAAAAAAAAACCUAACUUCCUUGCGAGAGUGAUGAUGAAGGCUGGAUUAAAAAAGAAGAAAGAUGAAAUUUCCCAGAAGAAACGGAACAGCGUUCAGCUUCUUCGCAUCGAUAACAGUUCAUACCUUGAAGAGUUUGACACAAGCACGUCGAUCGCCACUCCUGUCAGCAGACGGGACGAAACGGGCAGCGAAGGCUCACGGGAAAGCUCUGCUUCCGGGGAUUCGAAAGCAGCAACCAAGAGUUUGUUGAAUUCCAGCUUAAUUAGUGCCCAGUCCGAUGUUGUCCUUAGGCGGCAGAGAGAUGGACUCUCGUCCCCUUACAUCAGCACGCCUGUGUUACCUCGAGCGGAAGAACCAGACAGUGUACGUCUUCGUUCCGCUACCCACGACGUGUCUGCUUUUCGUGCGCGUCACGUUCGUUCCGAGGUAUUCAAUGACAGCGACUGGUCACCUGGAAGGCUUGGUCGCCCACGAAGCAUGGACGCUUUGGACAAGCUGCCGAGUAGCUCGUCGACUCUGACACCCAAUGAUGUUGAUUCCGGGGAUGGACUUCCAGACGGUAAUGGAGCUGGAUCUUCAGGAAAACUACUGAAGCAGCCAGGAAUGAAGCACCUGAAACCGACUGCAUCUCCAUCAGGGAUGAGGAAGCAUUACUGGACUCGCAGUAGCCCUAACAUAUCUCCAGUUGCUCCUCGAAAGGAGUAUCCAGUCUCUCUUGAACCUUUGCCACCCUCACCACCUUCUACUUCCGUGCAGAGAACGUUAAGUCCUCACUCCUCUCCUAUUCUGGCCCGGAAGUUGGAAGAUAAGCCGUCUCCUCGGACUCCUCAGCGUAGCCCAAUCAUGGGGAGGAAAGAAAAUGGCGCUUUGUCCCCUCAAAGAGAUGCGCGACGGGCGAGCAUGCCCAUUACGCAGUACACUCAAAAUCUUGACACUAUACCAGUUCGAGAACGAGCUGUAGAACCGACCAAAAGUAAAAUAUCUGUGCAAGUGAUAGCUGCCGCGAACACGCCUAAUGGUUCGUCUCCGUCACUUACUAAUAAAUUCGUCUCAUCACCUUUCCAAGAGGAUCAGGCGAGGAGAGUUACAUUAGAAAAGAAAGAAAACAGUCCUCAGGCACGAGAAGGGGCACUGGUUUUUAAUGGUGGUAUAACAAGUCCUUACCAAGAGAGGGAGCGCAAUUUUGGCGGUGACAAACGCGAGGAACCCACUACAUCCACGCCUCGUGGAUUUCAGCGGCAAGAGAGCUUAAGAGGCGAUAAGAACAUUAAGAAGGGUAUGGAACCCUCCAGGAACUAUAGCACAUUGCCAUCUCGUUCUAAACAAACGCGAGAAAGGAGUGCCCGUGGAGAACAGAAUGGUGGUAAACUAAUUGAAUCCCCGAGGAACUACAAUGCUGUUCCCUCCCAUGUUCAAAACGUUAGAGAAAAGAGCUCAGAUGGAGACACGAGUGAUAGCCCAAAGGUAAUUUAUGUGAAUGACUCACCUAAUCGUGACACAAGUCAAACAAGUUCAGCUCAUUCAAGAGAAAGGAGCCUUAGUGGUGACAGAAAUGAAGGACUCAGGGCAUCAAAGCGGCAGGGCACUAUAUUUGCAGCUUCAACCGCUCCACCCCUGCAAAGUGUCCCAGUCACAGCGCAUUAUGUUACAAGUGGAACUAUACCUAAGAGCGAGGCAUCACCCAGCGCGGCAGUGAGUACUGCUGGGGCUGGAACUUCAGUUUACGUAGACGCAUCCGGGGUUGAUUUGAGUUCAACUCCGGUGGUUUCUCGUGGGAACCGUGCGGAAGUCACUUCGUCAUCGGUAUUCGCCAUUGUGCGGAAUAAACGCGGGGAUGAACGUGUACUACCCUUGUCAAACAACAAAUUGCCUUCACGCGACUCGAUUACACCAUCUCGCGAUCACACCACUCCGUCACGAGCCAGCGCCACGCAUGACUCUCGGUUGCUGUUGAAUAGCAAUACUGCUGUAUUGAGAAAUACGGUUAGUGCUGAUACCAAUAUGCCGUCACGGUAUGGUACAGCGCCCUCGCCGCCUAAUGUCGUCCCCUCUAAUCCUGUGGAAUUGAAGCCAUCUGCGAACGAACAAAGAGACGAGAACAGGAACGACACUAAGGUAAUCGUUUCUUCGGGAACAAUUCAAGAAACCACUAAACAAAACGUUUCCAGCGAGCGAGCGCGGCUUCUUGAAAUUGAACAUACAUCUCCAGCCGACAACGGAAGUAUAGCAUCAACGUACGUGCAGCCCUCUUCCCAGACCCUAGCUGAAGACAAUGACGACGAUGCUAGGUCUGUUUCGUCGCAUCGCAGCCGCGAUUGCUCACCGGCAUUGAAAAAGGUGCGCAAGGCAAGGAAAGCAGCAAAGGAAAAAGAGAUAUUCAUGGAUUCUCCUCCUGCUCUGCCAGAUGAUUCGUCGAUGGCGUCAGGUCGAAGAUCAGGCGCGGAGGAGAGGGCGCAGACGAGAUCUGUCGGGUCAAACCCAGGAGAUGGUAAGAAAUCCUCGGUUUGGUACGAGUAUGGGUGUGUGUGAUGGCUGAUUAGUUCAAGAUGUAAUGAAGUAGUUAUUUAUUGAUGUUUAGAGUGAUAGCUAAUUGCAAACAAUGAAACCUAUCAGCUGUACAUUUACAGGAAGUCUAGUCGCUUAUGGGAAACAGUCGCUCGUAACACGUCGUGCAGGAGAAUUGAUAACUCGAUCAAGUUUGAGCUGGCUCUUGCCUUGUUUUUGUUGAGUAUGAAAAAGGAAAAGAUUACGUUUUCAAAACUUUAUACAAUAGGGAUACAAAGGGGGCUAGCCAUCCAGAGUCUAGCACACUGUGUCUACGCGAGUUCUCGCAGGCUCUCGAAGAAAUCGUGUAUAUAAUGUGAAUAUCGACCGUAAUCUACUCCCCAGAUCUUUUCUUACUUUCACAGAGUGAGAAGAUAUGGGUACUAGUUUGCUUUUGCCCUUUGUACAGUUUUGGAAGAGUUAGUAAAGUUGUCUUCCCUUCUAUUAAAAUGUAUUUAUGACUAAUUUUUUCAGUGUACGUGAAUAAUCUUUUAUGAUUGCCAAAUGUCAAGUACCGUAGUCUAUUUUUGAUGAUGAACGUAAGUUAGAAUGGAAAUCAUUAGUACGCUUUCCACACCAUCUAGUUACAAUAAAGAAAAAGUGGAUUUGGAUUAAUUAGUUUGAAAAUGUUCAUACUGUUUUAUUUAUAUAGGUAUUUAAUAGCAUCGCUGUCCACUAAAUAAUUUAUUAAAUGAACGUUUCUUCAGAUGACGAAUUUCUAACCUUUUAAUAACUGAUCACCUUUGUAAUUCUACUAAUAAAGGUUUGGA
Pocillopora damicornis (cauliflower coral) is the source of this 4388-nucleotide messenger RNA. RefSeq lists its product as uncharacterized. Gene Ontology annotation, biological process: cytoskeleton-dependent intracellular transport; cytoplasmic microtubule organization. The record is from RefSeq and is a predicted model, not a curated record. Lineage: Eukaryota; Metazoa; Cnidaria; Anthozoa; Scleractinia; Pocilloporidae. Gene Ontology annotation, cellular component: cytoplasm; centrosome. Gene Ontology annotation, molecular function: microtubule binding; dynein light intermediate chain binding.